Messenger RNA from Euleptes europaea (tarantolino), 678 nucleotides. RefSeq names its product basic helix-loop-helix family member e23 (gene BHLHE23). Lineage: Eukaryota; Metazoa; Chordata; Lepidosauria; Squamata; Sphaerodactylidae. The transcript has a single exon. The record is from RefSeq and is a predicted model, not a curated record. Gene Ontology annotation, molecular function: protein dimerization activity. Bases 1 to 678 code for a protein of 225 amino acids.
AUGGCCGAGCUGAAGGCCCUGGGCGGCGGCUCGUACCUGGCCCUGGCGCAGGGCUACGGCCACACGGCCUUCGCCGCCUACGGGGGGGGCGGCGGCGGCGGGGGCGGGGGCGAGGCGCCGCGGGCCCCCUUCCCCGCCGGGGCCGGCCUGGGCAAGGCGGCCGAGAGCAGCGGCGGCGAGCGGAGCGACGACGACGACGACGACGACGCCUUCGAGGGGGCGCGCACGGCCGGCGGCCUCGGCGGCGGGCCCUCGGGGCGCGACCCCCGGCGCCAGGGCGGCCCUUUGGGGGCCAAGGCGGCCAAGGAGCCGCGCUCGCUGCGCCUGAGCAUCAACGCCCGCGAGCGGCGGCGCAUGCACGACCUCAACGACGCCCUGGACGGGCUGCGCGCCGUCAUCCCCUACGCCCACAGCCCGUCGGUGCGCAAGCUCUCCAAGAUCGCCACCCUCCUGCUGGCCAAGAACUACAUCCUCAUGCAGGCCCAGGCCCUGGACGAGAUGCGGCGCCUGGUGGCCUACCUCAACCAGGGCCAGGCCCUCGCCAACCCCCUGCCCGCCGGCCUCGCCCCCUUCGGCCAGCCGGCCGCCCUCUACCCCUUCGCCGGCGCCGCCUUGCCCGCCUGCCCCGACAAGGGCGCCGCCGCCGGCCUCUGCAAACAUUGCAGCGACAAGCCUUGA